Molecule: messenger RNA, 1639 nt
Organism: Hydractinia symbiolongicarpus
Lineage: Eukaryota; Metazoa; Cnidaria; Hydrozoa; Anthoathecata; Hydractiniidae
Product: porphobilinogen deaminase-like
Exons: 12
Coding region: 82-1242 (386 amino acids)
Biological process (GO): heme biosynthetic process
Cellular component (GO): cytoplasm
Molecular function (GO): hydroxymethylbilane synthase activity
Source: RefSeq, a predicted model, not a curated record
UGUAACUUUUACUUUUAUAUAGGCUAGGUCGAAAUACAAUUUAAAUAAUUAAAAAAAAACAUACAAAAAAUAUAAUAUAUCAUGGAGUCACUGUUAAAACGAAAACAUCAACAAGAGGGUAGUGAUGUUAGUAAAAAGUUUCGACCAGCCGAAGAACACCCAUCCGAUGUCAUCAGGGUCGGAUCUAGGAAGAGCCAGCUUGCAGUAAUUCAAACAAAAUCAAUUAUAAAAGCUUUAGAAGAUAGAAACCCUGAAUUAAGUUUUGAAAUGGAAACUAUGGACACAUUAGGAGACAAAAUAUUGGACAUUGCAUUACCUAAAUUCGGGGAGAAAAGCCUAUUCACAAAAGAUCUUGAAAUUGCUCUCCAGGAGAAAAGAGUUGAUUUUCUGGUCCAUUCACUAAAAGAUUUGCCAACAACAAUGCCGGAAGGGAUGGCUUUAGCAACUAUUUACAAGAGAGACGAUCCGCAUGACUGUGUCAUAUUCCAUCCCAAACACAAAGGGAAAAAGCUGGCAGAUCUUCCUGAAAAAAGUGUAAUUGGUACGAGUUCACUUCGACGGGUUGCACAGCUGAAACGAGCGUACGGCCACUUGGAAUUUAAAAGCAUUAGAGGAAACUUGAAUACGAGGCUUCGUAAAUUGGAAAAAGAUUCGGAAUACGACGCUAUUGUUCUUGCAAAAGCUGGUAUUGAUCGUAUGAAAUGGGGAGACAAAGUUGACCAGGUUUUGACCGAAGAAGAAUGCUUGUAUGCAAUCGGACAGGGUGCGAUGGCUGUUGAAGUAAGAAGUGAUGAUAAAUACACAAGCAGUUUACUCGGCCAACUUAGUGACAUACCAUCAUUGUUGACCUGUCUCGCCGAACGGACUUUUAUGCGAGUACUGAAUGGCGGAUGCAGCACUCCUGUUGGAUGUUAUGCCAAGUUGGGUGAUAACGAGCUCUCCCUGCACGGUGUUGUUUUAAACGAAGAUGGUAGUAUCUGCUUGGAACACACAUUAAAGGAAAAAAUAAAAACAAAUAUUCCAACGGUGGAGGGUGUCGAAAAUUCAUUUGAGAUGUCAAAAUCAGGCGUUUUUGUCGAUAGCAGAUACAUGGACGAACUUAUUAAAGCAGAAAAGUUAGGCGAAGACUUGGCUCUUGCUUUAAAAGAACUAGGCGCUGAUGAAGUGCUACGUGACGUUCGAGCAAACUUACCGAAAGUAACAAAUAUACAAAUUCCAACGAGCGGAAUUUUAAAACUGUAAUUCAUCCGAAAAAUAUUUUUAUACUUUCUAAAAGAAUUAGAGUGGAUGUAGAUAUAAAUUAUUCUCAUUAUACUUUCAGUGGAUGCUUUUUCUCGCAAGAACAAGCCUUAACAUCCUGUGUGAUCUUGUCGACUUUGCUUUUGUAUAUAAUAUAUAUUUUGAUUUUAUGUUACGUCACAGUUUUUUUUAUAUGCGCUCCCUGCUGAACUACCAUGUUUGUUUUUUGUUUUAGUCCUUAUUUAGCUUAUUUAUGAAUUCCUUUUAUCAAAAAAAAAAUUGUCAUCCGAGUUCAUUUCAUGAAUGUCCGGUUCCAAUAUAUAUAUACGCUUUUUUAUAAGGAACACUGAUGUUGGCGUUGUUACGACCAAAAGCUCUAAUACAAAAUAAUAAUUAAAAA